Molecule: messenger RNA, 288 nt
Organism: Vairimorpha ceranae
Lineage: Eukaryota; Fungi; Microsporidia; Nosematidae
Exons: 1
Coding region: 1-288 (95 amino acids)
Source: RefSeq, a predicted model, not a curated record
AUGUACAAAUACAAGAUGAAAAUAAUACCAUGUGUGAUGAUUUGGGAAGGGAUGGUAACUAAGUACCACAAAAUUUACAAAGAAGAUAUAAGAUUAGACCGUCCAAUUGAAGCGUAUAUACACUUUAAAUUGUUAAAAAUGUUCCUGGAGAGAUUGAUGCUAGAAUCAAGACGUGGGAUUCACACCAGUAAGAAGGGUGACAUAGAAGUGGGUUGGAAAUCUGCAGAAAUAAGCAAUAUAGCUAAAAAAUCGGGGUUCUCUAGUUUGGAACAACGAACACAAAUCUAA